Caretta caretta (loggerhead turtle) is the source of this 1413-nucleotide messenger RNA. RefSeq names its product FKBP prolyl isomerase 1B (gene FKBP1B). Gene Ontology annotation, biological process: regulation of cardiac muscle contraction by regulation of the release of sequestered calcium ion; protein peptidyl-prolyl isomerization. Lineage: Eukaryota; Metazoa; Chordata; Testudines; Cheloniidae. Gene Ontology annotation, molecular function: peptidyl-prolyl cis-trans isomerase activity. Gene Ontology annotation, cellular component: cytoplasm; sarcoplasmic reticulum membrane. The record is from RefSeq and is a predicted model, not a curated record.
GACGUGCGUGGUACACUACACAGGUGUAGUGCUGCCAUAGUGGUCCGGAGUGUCGUUCGAGCACCUGAAAUCCAGGAUGGCACUCACGCCUGACUGAUACCUGCUGCACUAUGGGACCCCAGGCUGCCACGUGGAAUGUUGUGCUCUAGCCCCCCAACCUCCUGGACUACUGAGCUGCCACUUGUCUCUGGGCAGCAGCGCUGGGCGAAUUGGGUGUACCAGAAAGAGAACCUUUCCACCACCGCUGGUCUCAGCUGCUGGCGGUCCCACCUUGGCUCCAGCUCCCCCAGCCCUGGGGACCACCACAGUGGUGGCCAGUCCUAGCUACCGGCUUUGCACCCACAUCCUGCUGCACCGGACCUACAUGGAGCUCACAGUGCUGGUGAACUGGUGAUUGCCAUGCUCUGACUCCCCUGCUUUGCCCCCUGCCCUGGAACUCCACUGACCCCACCUGUGGGGCACCUGCACUAAAGAAGGGCCCCACUCCCUGCCUGUGAGCCCGGCACCCAUGAGCCCAUCUCCUCAUCCCAGGGCCUGUGAGAACUGGGGAUGGGGACAAGGUGUCGAAUGCUACUACUUUGUGGAAACAAGCUCACUCCCUCCACUGAUAAGGGAUGCUACAGAAUGGAAAGAAGUUUGAUUCCUCCAGAGACCGAAACAAGCCUUUCAGGUUCAAGAUCGGCAGACAAGAAGUCAUUAAAGGAUUUGAGGAAGGAGCUGCACAGAUGAGCUUAGGACAAAGAGCAAAGCUGACCUGUACGCCCGACAUGGCGUACGGAGCCACAGGCCAUCCUGGAGUCAUCCCUCCCAAUGCUACCCUCAUCUUUGACGUGGAGCUGCUCAGGUUAGAGUAAAGCCUUUCAUGGGAGCCGGGUGAAGACAUCUGCUGAUAAUCAUCCAUUCUUUUCCCCUUCCCUACGGUAAGAGGAGGCCGCACUGGAGUCGCAAUCUUCCCUGCUUCAGCUGCCAUGCCAAUAGCACCUGCCCUUAGGUUGUUUAUUCCUUUCCCUCUUCUUUAAAGUUGUUGUGUCCAUAUUUGUCUUCUAUUAGAAGCUUCUUUGCUCUGAGAAAAAUUUCCCCCGUUGUAACAUUUUUGAGUUGUACAUUUCAUUUAAUUUGCAUGUGAUUAAAAUUCACAAUGAUCAUUAAAUAUAUAUAUAUAUAUAUAUAUGUAUAUAUAUAUAUUCCUUAUGGAAAAACCACUGCCUUACUGUACACAAACUGAGACAAACAAAAGGUGCUCAGAAAUCAAAUGUACACCUCGUACAUGAAGGGGCAUUAGCCAAACGGAGUUACCUGCGUUGCCACUUUUUUCUCAACUUGUGCGUGCUUGCUCGCUGCUGUUUUAAACAAAUGUCUCAUUUGAAAAUUUAAAAAAAUAUGGAAACAAUAAAAUCUUGAUACUUUACCAUU